UUGACAGAGAAGGAUAUGCCUGGCCUUGUUGGGCUGAACCACUUUCGUGACCCCACGAACUUCUGGGUGAACCCUGAUAACACAUCAGAGUGGCUGGUGGCUUUUGUAGCCAGUAUUAACAAAGGUUCUUCUGGUGUAACUGCAGCGCAGGUUGUUGUUUUCGCUACCAGUGAUCCCAAUUUUCGUUCAGACUUCCGAUUCUCACAUGCCAUUUGGGAAAAUUUAUUCGAAUUUGACGACAUGCUUGAAUGUCCAGACUUUUUCAAACUGGGAGACGACGAAUACUAUUUGAAGGUGUCAACAAUGAUCAGUGGUCAGGACUACUGGGUGUAUGGUAACUACUCGAAGAAUUAUGUAGAUCAAACGAUCUACCAAGAGGACUUUGGUCGCAGCCGGACAUACAUCGACUACGGCAGAUGGUAUGCAUCCAAGCAGAAUUAUGAUCCCAUUCUC
Trypanosoma theileri is the source of this 453-nucleotide messenger RNA. RefSeq names its product beta-fructofuranosidase-like protein. The record is from RefSeq and is a predicted model, not a curated record. Lineage: Eukaryota; Euglenozoa; Kinetoplastea; Trypanosomatida; Trypanosomatidae. The annotation marks the transcript as partial. The transcript has a single exon.